Anopheles stephensi (Asian malaria mosquito) is the source of this 3472-nucleotide messenger RNA. RefSeq lists its product as uncharacterized. The transcript is spliced from 3 exons. The coding region runs from base 524 to 3472 and encodes 982 amino acids. The record is from RefSeq and is a predicted model, not a curated record. Lineage: Eukaryota; Metazoa; Arthropoda; Insecta; Diptera; Culicidae.
AUCACAAGUUUCCUCCCUUCACGACUGGUGUAAUUUAUACAUUUGGUCCUUCGAACCGGAUCGGUGAAAGGAAGCAUUACGUGCAGUGAAACUUGCAGCAGGACACUACGUGUUCACAGAUUUGGGAAUAAACGGCACUACGUACCGUUUAUGUACAGUGGUGAUUCAAAGUGUGAUAUUUCUCCGUUUAAACCCGUUGUGUUUAUCAUAACCUUUGGUUGCCCCGCUAUCACGGGCAAAGGAGACGUUUGUGAAGUGUUCGUGAAGAUUACAUCGUGUCGCGAACAAGGAACAAAAAAGCGAGUUCGAUCGGAACGCGUAAGAAAACCGACGCCACCCACGCCAUUUCAAAUUUGGCACCCAUAACUGCAACGACACCCAUUGCGUUUUCAAAUUUGCGCCAUUCGAAAUUUGGUUUUGCGUACAAGUUGCAUCCAAGUUACAGUGAGAUUAUCCUACGCGCCAAAAAGUUGCAUCCAAGUUACAGUGAGAUUAUCCUACGCACCAAAAAUUCAAAGGGAAAAUGGCGAAACAUUUAAAAACGUUUCAACUGAAAAAACGCCAAGCUGCCGAGCUAAUUAAAACCGUGGAACAGUUCACCAGUGAAUAUACCGAUGAUAGAGUGAGUGAAGUAUCAGUGUGUCUAGACCAGCUGGAAAGGUAUUACGAAGAUUUUCUCCAGGCAAGCGCGAAAGUUUCGGAGCUAGAUGAGGAUGGCGCGGAAACGUAUGUGGCGGAACGUUGCGAAAUGGACACGCGUUACCGACGCGUGAAGGGUUUCCUUCUACGAAGGCAACCCUCGAACCCGGGUGUGAGUGAUUCGGUGUUGAUCGCGAAUUCAACGAUGAAUACUACGGGACGAUCGAGUGCUGUGAAUGUGCGUCUGCCGAAAAUCGAAUUACCUACGUUUGAUGGUGAUUCUACCAAGUGGCUUACUUUCCGGGACCGAUUUGUAGCUAUGAUUGAUUCUUCCGCGGACAUUCCUAACAUCAUGAAGCUGCAAUAUCUGCUGUCGUCGUUAAAGGGUGAUGCUGGAUUGCUCUUCGAGCAUACCACCUUAACAGCAGAUAAUUACGACGUGACGUGGACUGCUUUGCUGAAGCGAUACGACAACCCGCGUACGCUUGUUCGCGAGUACUACCGGAAGAUUCAUCACCUACCGACAGUGAGCCGUGAAAGGGUGGAUGAAUUGGCGCAGCUCGUGGAUGAAUUCACGCGGCACGUGAACGGGCUGAAGAAACUCGACGAGCCCGUUGAGUACUGGGAUACGCCGCUCGCCAACCUCUUGCUGAUGAAACUGGACACGGCGACCAUCUUGGCUUGGGAAAACCAUUCAGCACAGCACACGAAAGAUAAGUACAAGGAGUUAGUAGAUUUCCUUCAUAGUCGUGUCCGAAUCCUUAAGUCAACGCGUGAGUUUUCCCAUACUGAACUAAAUACGAGAAUGGUGGCCGGUAGCAAAAAAAUAUUCGAACAUAGACCAAGGUUGGUGGGUAACACAGCGACGACAGGAAGGGCAAUACCGCAUAUGUCAGCGCCACAGCCACCACAACCACCGUGCAUUUUUGGUUGCACGGAGGCUCACCAUUUGCGGGUUUGUCCGGAAUUCGCAAAUAAGGACGUACCCCAACGGCGGGAAAUCGCAACACGAGAACGGCUGUGUUGGAAUCGCCUGAAUCGUCAUCACCAAGUGAGGGAUUGCCGCUCGUCGUACCGGUGCACUACGUGCAAGGCACGACACCAUUCACUACUACAUGUGAAUUCAGCGGUGACCAUGGCUGCGCAAUCCGAUGAGGAAAUGGUUCUUUUGGAAACGGUCCUUCUCCAGCUCGUGGAUGAUCACGGCAACACGUAUGAUGCGCGGGCACUUCUCGAUUCGGGAUCGAUGUGCAAUUUCAUUUCCGAAACCAUGGCGCAGCGAUUGCUAACACCAUUUUCAAAGGUAGACGUUGCCAUAUCUGGUAUAGGGCAACAGAUGCAGCACGUCAAGGGUUCCAUUACAGCGGUCGUUCAAUCGAAAGGGGCUGACUUCUCUACAACAAUGGAAUUCCUUGUACUAAAGACUCCGUCGGCAGAUCUUCCAACCACACCGAUAAACGUAGAGUCGUGGUUCCUCCCGAAUAUAAAGUUGGCUGAUCCUACUUUCCACGUCCCCGGAAAAGUAGAUUUGGUUAUUGGCGGAGAUACAUUUUGGGAACUACACACUGGAAGGAAGCGGUCACUGGGCGAAGGAAAACCAUGGUUGUUGGAGACACCGUUUGGAUGGGCGAUCUCUGGGAAUAUUUCCCGUUGUUCUGGGCCCAAUUUGCGGUUGUGUCACCUGGCAACCAAUGAAGGUGACAUUGCAGCUUCGCUACAACGGUUCUGGGAGGCUGAGAGCAUUUUAGAAGGCCCUGCGUUGUCUUUGGAAGAAGACCUGUGUGAGAAGUAUUAUGCUUCCACGACUACGCGAAAUGCUCAAGGUCGCUAUGUCGUGUCGUACCCCAAAGCCGUAGACCCGGUUCUGCAUGAUUUUUAUGUGGAUGACUUGCUGACUGGUGCAGCAAGUGUUUCAGAAGCCAUCGAGACACGUAAACAGAUAUCAUCGAUGUUGGAAUCAGCGGGCUUCUCACUAAAGAAAUGGGCGUUGAACAUACCGGCUGCGCUUGAUGGUGUUCCAAGCGCCGAUUUGGCCAUCAAAUCAGUUCUAGACUGGCAAGAAGACCAAGCAGUCUCAACACUGGGCUUGGUUUGGGAACCAUUCAACGAUAUGUUUCGGUUUCGUGUGGAUUUGCCACCCCCUGCAGAAGAGCUGACACGAUGCCUGGUGUUAUCAUACACGGCCAGAAUCUUCGAUCCUCUUGGUCUGUUGGGACCAACGGUGAUACUCGCCAAGAGGUUCCUGCAACGCCUAUGGGGAUUGAAGCACGAGGGGAAGACGCUGGACUGGAAUCGUCCGCUACCAGCGGAGAUUCAGGAAGAGUGGAGGAGGUUCCACUCAACGCUCUAUGUGUUACGCGAACUGCGAGUACCUCGAUUGGUGGCACAUAGCAAUCCGGAAAGGCUGCAGCUGCAUCUCUUCGCGGAUGCAUCUCAAGGAGCGGUGAGCAAGUCAACGUCGAUCAACAGCGUCAAGCGGAAUACGGACAUGAAGACGCUAUUGAGUUCCGUUCCACCGCUUACAGCGGCGGAGUUGCAGGAUGCGGAACUGAGGUUGUGUCAACGGGCACAACAUGAUUCGUUUGCGGAGGAGAUGGACGACCUGAAACGAGGAAAGCUGGUGAGCGGAAGGUCGAGACUAAAGUGGUUGUCUCCAUACCUCGACCCAAAGGGUGUGUUACGCGUCGGUGGCCGGCUUGGUAACGCCAACAUACCAGAGUCAACCAAACAUCCGAUUGUCCUCGCUGCAUCACAUCGGCUGUCGACACUACUGGUCGAGAACACUCAUCAUCAAAAGAUCAAAAGAUGCACGCGGGGCAACAAUUCAUGUUAG